AUGCGGUCUCAAGUGCCGGAUACUUUCUUAGUAUCUGAGAGUAUUUCAAUUGGUGUGGAUGUUUCGAUCUCCGACAAUAUGACAGAAACCCUACACAAUGCUCCAAUCGUUCUUGACAAUGGCUCUGGCACUAUUCGUGCUGGGUUUGCGGGCGAAGACGCUCCCAAGUGCUAUUUCCCCUCUUUCGUGGGUCGACCGAAACAUCUCAGAGUGCUUGCAGGAGCAUUAGAGGGCGAUGUGUUCAUUGGUCAGAGAGCUCAGGAGCUACGAGGCUUGCUGAAAAUACGCUACCCCCUUGAGCAUGGAAUCGUGACGGAUUGGGAUGAUAUGGAGCGAAUAUGGUCAUUCGUCUAUCAAGAGGAGUUGAAGGUCAUGAGCGAAGAGCAUCCAUGUCUGUUGACCGAACCACCGUUAAACCCCCGAGCGAAUCGCGAUACUGCAGCGCAGAUUCUCUUUGAGACGUUUAAUGUCCCGGCGCUUUACACGUCUAUACAAGCGGUGCUAUCUUUGUACGCUUCUGGCCGCACUACUGGCAUUGUUUUAGACGCAGGUGAUGGCGUCUCUCAUGCGGUACCUGUCUACGAAGGCUUUGCUAUGCCCAGCUCUAUCCGCAGGAUUGACAUAGCUGGAAGGGAUGUUACAGAGUACUUACAACUUCUCUUGAGAAAGAGCGGAUACGUAUUCAACACUUCGGCAGAGAAAGAAGUCGUCAGAAUGAUGAAAGAGAAAGUGGGAUACGUGGCUCAGGACCCUAAGAAAGAAGAGAAAGAGUGGUUGCAAUCAGCCAAUAUCAAAGGAGAAGGCAAGUCGACAGUAGAGUAUACUCUGCCGGAUGGGCAAAAAUUGAAGAUAGGACCAGAACGAUGGCGGGCUCCUGAAAUAUUAUUCGACCCUGAAAUCAUUGGAUCAGAGUAUCCGGGGGUUCACCAGAUUGUGGUCGACUCCAUUAAGCGAACAGACAUGGAUUUGCGAAAAUCACUGUUCGGGAAUAUUGUGCUUUCUGGAGGCUCAACACUAACAAAGGGUUUUGGAGACCGUUUACUUCACGAACUACAGCGUCUAGCUUAUAGUACGUGGAUUGGCGGCAGUAUCCUAGCUGGCUUGAGCACAUUUCGAAAGAUGUGGGUCAAUCAAGAAGAUUGGCAUGAGAAUCCGGAAAUUAUCCACACCAAGUUCAAUUGA
Molecule: messenger RNA, 1182 nt
Organism: Bacidia gigantensis
Lineage: Eukaryota; Fungi; Ascomycota; Lecanoromycetes; Lecanorales; Ramalinaceae
Gene: RO4
Product: Actin-like protein
Exons: 6
Coding region: 1-1182 (393 amino acids)
Source: RefSeq, a predicted model, not a curated record